Molecule: messenger RNA, 721 nt
Organism: Scylla paramamosain (green mud crab)
Lineage: Eukaryota; Metazoa; Arthropoda; Malacostraca; Decapoda; Portunidae
Product: venom toxin OcyC11-like
Exons: 3
Coding region: 53-436 (127 amino acids)
Source: RefSeq, a predicted model, not a curated record
CACUGUUCACGCAGUCUGAAGUCAGUCGUGGCCCAGAGCAGAAAGGAUAGGGAUGCUGCGUGCUGUACUGCUUGCCGAGUGUGCCUUGGUGCUGGUGCUGCUGCUGCCGGCCGUUCCCCCCGCCAGGGCUGCUUUGGCCUGGGGAAACGCCACUGAUCCCGACCAUCCAGGGACGUGCCUCCUCAGACGUGAGGGGAUCAGACUGAAAAACGGGCAAGAGUGGUACUUCCCUGACUGCAUGGUCGUCUCCUGUUACCGUGAUGGAAAUGACAUGAUGAUUAGAUAUAUCUCGUGCGGGAAGAUAGGUGUGCCUCCGUCCUGUACUCUCAUUCGAGACCUGUCCAAGCCUUACCCGGGCUGCUGCGGCGAAGUGUCCUGCCCGAAACCCAAACAACCCUUGUUGGCCAGAUUUGACCGCAGUGCCCGCCAUGACUGACCUGCUGUGACUACUUCCCUGUGGAUCUUAGAUUUUCCACGUAUAGAGAAACUUGUCAUUGUGAUUCAAAUCAUAUUUGUCAUCCACAAGAAUUGCUAAAAGUGAAAGCUGUCUUCUGUUUUAUCUUUCUAUGUAACUUCGAAUUAUAAUCAUUGUAGUUUGUAUUAUGACUGUAAUCCACAAGAACUACUAAGUAUACGUAUAAAUAACCUAUUAAUUUCUUUAAGGUAACUUAAUUUUCAUCAAGACUGGAAGACACCCGUUAAAUAAAAGGGUGUUUCUGGG